Messenger RNA from Bombina bombina (fire-bellied toad), 1753 nucleotides. It is a transcript of the gene SGTA, whose product is annotated as small glutamine rich tetratricopeptide repeat co-chaperone alpha. Gene Ontology annotation, biological process: post-translational protein targeting to endoplasmic reticulum membrane. Bases 166 to 1104 code for a protein of 312 amino acids. Lineage: Eukaryota; Metazoa; Chordata; Amphibia; Anura; Bombinatoridae. Gene Ontology annotation, cellular component: TRC complex; membrane. The record is from RefSeq and is a predicted model, not a curated record. The transcript has 11 exons. Gene Ontology annotation, molecular function: protein binding; molecular adaptor activity.
CGAAGAUGACGUACAACCAUGUCACGUGAGACUGUUCGUCACUUCCAAUGUGGGUAGUGCUUGUUGGGUUCCGCUUCCGGUCCCAAUCUCCGGCUGAUUGCAUGUGUGCAAAGUGUCUGCAGGUAUUGAGAAGCUGCUGUUGUGAUUUAAGUGUUAACAGACUCAAUGGAGGACAAGAAACGAUUGGCAUUUUCCAUUAUCCAGUAUUUACAUGAUCAGUUACAUAAUGGCGGACUCACCUCAGAUGCACAGGAGAGUCUUGAAGUUGCCGUCCAGUGUCUGGAAACUGCUUUUGGAAUUUCCAUAGAGGAUCAAAGCUUGGCAGUAGAACAGACACUGCCAGAAUUAUUUGCAGCAGCUACAAUAAAGGAAACAUCACCAUUAAAUUCUGGGAUAUCCACUCCUUCUGAAGAGGAUAUAACAGAAGCCGAAAGACUAAAAACAGAAGGCAAUGAACAAAUGAAGGUGGAAAAUUUUGAAAGUGCAGUUUUCUUCUACACAAAAGCUCUCCAGCUGAAUCCAACAAAUGCUGUAUACUUUUGCAACAGGGCUGCAGCUUACAGCAAGCUUGGAAACUAUGCAGGAGCUGUGCGGGACUGUGAGGAAGCUAUUUCAAUUGACCCAAAUUACAGCAAAGCAUAUGGCAGGAUGGGGCUGGCUCUUUCAAGCCUAAAUAAGCAUGCGGAGGCUGUUGGCUUUUAUCAAAGAGCCCUAGAACUGGACCCUGACAAUGAUACCUACAAAGCAAAUUUGAAGAUUGCAGAACAGAAAAUGAAGGAAAUUCCCAGUCCUAUGACAGCCCCAGGAGGGUUUGAUUUAGCUGGCUUGCUGAAUAACCCUGGUUUUAUGAAUAUGGCAUCUAACCUCAUGAACAACCCUCAAGUGCAGCAGUUGAUGUCGGGAAUGAUUUCAGGCUCCCAUAAUUCCAUGGGUGGUGCUGCAGCUCCAGGGAAUGUCCCUCCUGCUGACCUUGCCGGUCUCAUACAGGCUGGUCAACAGUUUGCACAGCAAAUGCAACAACAGAACCCAGAAUUAAUAGAAGAGUUGCGUAGCCAGAUUAGAAGCCGGCCCCCCAGUUCAAGCAACGAUGAUCAGCAUCCAUGAGCUGUAGAGAGGCUGCAGGGAUUGCAACACUUCAUUGGAACUGGCAGGAACUACUGAUUAACCACAUCAGGGCCUGACUUCCUCCUAGUUUUUUUUUUUAAUAUUAUUAUUUUUGUGGGCAGUGGUUAAACACAUACUUUGGGGUCAGGAAUCAGGUUUUUUUUUUGUAAAGUUACCUCAUUUCUACCAUCACAUCGCCAUCUGUACAAGGACCCAUUAAAUGUCAAUUUCUACAAGGUAGCGCAAAGGGCUGAUCCAGUAUGAACAUUUAGUCUUUCUGCUCCUAAUGAAGAAUAAACUUUUGUUGGUGUCCUCCUCCCUCCUAAACUGUUUUUCAUGUAUGAUUUAUACUAGAGGUGCGCAAACUCCAGCCAUUGAGGGCCGUAAACAGGCCAUCUUCUCUUUCCUUGGGGAAUCCUCUACCUGCGUCCUGAAAUCUGGCAUGUUUGUGACUCUCAACGACUGUAGUCAGGCACUUCUUUAUUAAACAAGGCUCUUCCAUUUGGUUUGGUGACAUUUUUCUGUCUGUGAGGGCUGGAAUGUUACAAAUUGUCUGACAGAAUUCCUCUGGAAAUAUUGCCAACUUCUGGGUGGAUGUCCUAGUCUCUUUUCCUGAGCUACAAUAAAAGGCAUAUGAUCUGUGACGAAA